AUGCGGCAUCGAAACUCUCUUUCCAUCACUCUAAAACCCUCAAUUUCCAGAUUCCAAUCUCAUAACCAUCUCCACAGAAGAAUAAAUCCGGGGUUUUGCGGCCGGGUUCGUCUAAAUUCCAGACCUUUACAGAACAGCUUAGUCGCUUAUUGUACGUUGAGUGCAGAGAAUGUAGAUUCGGCUACUGUCCCAGCUGAUAGUAAUGAUUUUAGCGGAAAACCGGAGCCGGUUGAGCUCGAUAAUGUAGCCGCGUCAUCGGUCGAAAGAGAGAUCAGUGGUGAAAAGAUGAACGAGGAUGUGGAGAAGAGCUGGUGGCCGUUUUGGAGGCACGAGAAGCACUUGGAACGGUUGGUUGAAGAGGCUGAUGCGAAUCCCAUGGAUGCUGCGAAGCAAAGCCGUUUGUUGGCUGAGCUUAAUAAGCAUAGUCCUGAGUCUGUCAUUCAGCGAUUCGAACAGAGGACACAUGCUGUAGACAGUAGAGGAGUAGCAGAAUACCUUCGAGCACUAGUGGCUACGAAUGGGAUAGCUGAAUAUUUGCCUGACGAUCAAUCUGGGAAGCCUUCUAGUCUUCCUUCUUUGCUGCAAGAGUUGCAACAACGUGCAUCAGGGAAUAUGGAAGAGCCUUUUGUGAACCCUGGUGUGUCCGAAAAACAGCCAUUACAUGUUGUAGUGGUGGACCCCAAAGUGGCAAGUAAAUCAUCACGCUUAGCACAAGAGGUCAUAUCAACUAUCUUGUUCACUAUUGCUGUCGGUUUAGUAUGGGUAUUGGGUACUACUGCACUCCAAAGGUAUAUUGGUAGCUUAGGUGGUAUAGGUACUCCUGGAGUUGGUUCGAGUUCUUAUUCACCAAAAGAGCUGAGCAAAGAAAUAGUGCCAGAAAAGAAUGUUAAGACAUUUAAAGACGUCAAAGGAUGUGAUGAUGCUAAACAAGAGCUCGAGGAGGUGGUUGAGUAUCUCAAGAACCCUUUGAAAUUCACUCGACUUGGAGGGAAGUUACCAAAGGGAAUCCUUUUAACUGGAUCACCUGGUACUGGAAAAACUCUGCUUGCAAAGGCUAUUGCUGGAGAGGCUGGUGUGCCUUUCUUUUACAGGGCCGGAUCCGAGUUUGAAGAAAUGUUUGUAGGUGUGGGUGCUCGGCGAGUAAGAUCCUUGUUUCAAGCAGCUAAAAAGAAGGCUCCGUGCAUCAUUUUCAUUGAUGAAAUCGAUGCAGUUGGGUCUACCCGGAAGCAAUGGGAAGGUCAUACGAAGAAGACACUUCAUCAAUUACUCGUCGAGAUGGAUGGUUUCGAGCAGAAUGAGGGAAUUAUCGUGAUGGCGGCUACAAACUUACCCGAUAUACUCGAUCAAGCUUUGACUAGACCUGGUAGAUUUGACCGCCAUAUUGUUGUUCCUAAUCCAGAUGCUCGGGGUCGAAAAGAGAUAUUGGAUCUCUAUUUACAAGACAAACCUUUGGCAGAUGAUGUUGAUGUGAAAGCAAUUGCUCGAGGAACUCCUGGAUUCAAUGGAGCAGAUUUGGCGAACUUGGUAAAUAUUGCUGCCAUUAAAGCAGCCGUUGAAGGAGCUGAGAAGUUGACUUCGACUCAGUUAGAGUUCGCGAAAGAUCGGAUAAUGAUGGGAACGGAAAGAAAGACAAUGUUCGUGUCUGAAGAAUCAAAAAAGCUCACCGCAUAUCAUGAGAGUGGGCACGCUAUAGUUGCUUUAAACACCGAAGGCGCGCACCCGAUUCACAAAGCCACGAUCUUGCCACGUGGAUCGGCUCUUGGCAUGGUCACUCAGCUCCCGUCUAACGACGAGACAUCAGUCAGCAAAAAACAGUUAUUGGCUCGGCUUGAUGUUUGCAUGGGGGGACGAGUAGCGGAGGAACUUAUCUUUGGACAGGACCAUGUUACGACUGGGGCAAGUAGUGAUCUCAACACGGCUACCGAGCUUGCCCAAUAUAUGGUAUCGAGUUGUGGGAUGAGUGAUGCAAUUGGACCCGUUCAUAUCAAAGAACGACCGAGUUCGGAAAUGCAGUCUCGUAUCGACGCUGAAGUGGUAAAGCUGUUGAGGGAAGCUUAUAAUCGAGUGAAAGCUUUGUUAAAAAAGCACGAAAGGGCAUUACACGCUCUAGCAAACGCGCUUUUGGAGUACGAAACUCUAAGUGCAGAAGAAAUUAAACGGCUUCUCAUUCCUUUUAACGAGGGACGAUUAUCUUUUGAACAAGAACCGCAACAGAUGGAGGAGGAAGAGCUUGUUUUGGCUUAA
Striga hermonthica is the source of this 2244-nucleotide messenger RNA. Lineage: Eukaryota; Viridiplantae; Streptophyta; Magnoliopsida; Lamiales; Orobanchaceae. The record is from the annotation of a GenBank genome assembly.